Molecule: messenger RNA, 1854 nt
Organism: Paramecium pentaurelia
Lineage: Eukaryota; Ciliophora; Oligohymenophorea; Peniculida; Parameciidae
Source: the annotation of a GenBank genome assembly
AUGAAUAGUGAAGAUUUUUAAGUAAGUAAAUAAUCAUUGACAUAUCUCAUCUACAGAGGAUAACCACAAUUUCAAUUAUUUUAAGAAUUCAAAAAGUUGAUCUAAGAGACACCUGAGAUAUAACCUUAGAUUAUCCAUAGUUCUUUAAAUUUGAAUGAAUAACAUAAUAUAGAUCUCAUUCAAGUAGAUAGAUUAACUAAAUUUAUUUAAAGCAAAGGAGGUUUAUAUUAAGCUGAAUCUUAUGUUUAAUACUUUGGGGAUUUUGUUUCUCCUAAUGUCUAAAGAUUUUUUUAGAUUUAAUUAUUAAAUCUAAGGAUCCUAAAAACAAUCACCCAAAAUAAGGAGUUAUAGAAUUUGCUUGCAUAAGCUAAUACUCUAAAAGUCUCACUUUCAUUGUUAUCAAAUGAAUAAGCAUUUAAUGGAUCACUUUAAUUGAGUGAAUUAUCUACAUCAAUCUAAUUUGAAAAUAAUUAAGCAACAUUAUAUAGUAAAGAAGGAAUAUACAAAAUUGGGAAUAAUUAUUAAGGCAAAUUUGGAACCCAUGCUUUAGUUACUUGUAAAAAUUAAGAUAAGAUUUACUUGGCAUUAAUAUAAUUAAAAGAUAACAAAGUUAAAGAGAAAUGGUUAGGUAAGACUAUAUCAAUAUAUUAAAAUUAUGCUAUUUAAUUUGAAGGAUCAAAAGUGAUGAAAUAUAUAGAAUUAAAUUAAGAGGAUCUUGAACUUAUAGAAUAAUGGGAAUCUCAUUAAGGAUUUGAGGAUUGUUAAAUUGCAUUAAGAGAAAUUAUGAGAUUGACAGAUAUUUGUUAUAAGUAUUGUUCAAUGAGAAAAUAAUUCAGAACAACAGAUGAUAAAACAGAAAGACCAAUUUUAACUUAUUAAGUUACAUUAACAAGAUUAAUUAAUGCUAUUUCAUUUGCUGUCAUGUUUUAUAUCAGUGUUUAAGAAGCUAGAAAAGAAUUCUUUUAGGAUGUGUUUAUGAAAAAGGCAAGAAGAAAAGUAAGUAAAAAAUUUGUUGAUUUCUUUUCUCUUUAUAUUACAGAACAUAGUGUAUAUGUGGCAGAAUAAUUAAGAGAUGUCUUUGGAGGAUUUGGUUUUCUCAGAAUAUCAGGAAUCCCUCAAAUCUAAGAAAAACUCAUAUGGUUAUCUUCAUUUUAUAAGAAUAAUAGAAUAUAAAAAUAAACAGAUUAUUUAAAUACUAUUUUAGAUAUUGAAAAAGUAUUUAUAAAUAUAAUAUAUAUCUUUAGAAUAAAUAAGUUGUACUUUAUUAUUUGGGAUAAUAUUUUAUGGGAGAUCCAGUUUCAAUGUUUGCAGAACUUGGACCUUUAACUUAAAGUAAUGUAAGUAAUCCAUUUCAUGUAUUUGGUUAUCAUGUUGCAAAAAUAAAAGAGAAAUUAUUAUAAUAAGAACAUCUAAAAUAUUCAUAUUCAGCCUAUUAGUUUUCCUAAUUGACUUUUGAACUAUUUGCUUCUUAAAAGUUCUUUGCAUUACUGGCAUUCAGAAGAUAUAGAGCUUCUAAUUUUAUUUUAGAUAGAUUAUUAUUAAAUUAGAAUUUUAUCUCAUUAUCCUUAAUGGAAACCAAUAUAACAAAUAUUAAUUUAAUUAAAUAAUAAAUUGGAUAAAAUGCUUAAGAAUUGUUGACAGUAUUAAAUUUAUUAAUUGAUUCUUAUGAGUUUGAACAUUAUGGAAUUUUAUUAGGCUAAAAUGAUUAAGAAACAUUUUAUUAAAAAGUAAUUAGAAACCAAAUAAUCUUAGUUAAUCCAUGCUAGUAAAUACGAAAACAAUAGAAAUAUAGAAUAAGUUGUCAACGAGAUAAGAUUACCAGUUUAAGAUUUAUUCAAUAGACCAACAUUAUGA